AUGGCUCUGCUACAGAACGAGGAAUUUGCUACAUGGUACAUGCGAACCUCCUAUCUCGCAAACAUCAAAGAUGGAAUUGGGGAGCGCUUGAUCAACAUCAACUCCUCGAUCCUGAAUACACCCGGCUUUAGAGCGGCAGGAUGGACCGUGAACCCAGCUGAUACCAAACGAACCUAUUCUCCUCCCAUUCCUACGAGCUCUCAUUCAGAGUACUUCCAAGGUCCUGUAGCUCCAGGCAUCUCUCGAAUCACAUCAUGGCCAGAGGAAGAGGAGGAAGGAGGUGUGGUCACGGGCCGAAGGAGCAAUGAUACCAUCGGACCCGCACCAGUGACCAAGAGGAGACGAAGGAGAGAGCAAAUGGAGGAAGAAGACAGUAGCGACCUCAGCGAUGAGAGUGAUGACGAUGCGGAAACUGCUCAACGUGCUGCUCAGCAGAUCAAGUUUGCUCGGAUGCCUGUGAGAGGCCGGGCUGGUUCGUCUCCCAUUCGAAGUUCGGACCUGAAAGAAGGACCUGAAGUUCUCGUCACGUCUCCUUCCAGGCGAUCCACGGACAGCAGAUUUAGGAGGGGCUCCAUGGGAGCUGUGGAAGCGAUGAAAGCAAGGGCCAGACGGGAUACCACGACCAGUAGUGAGAUGUCGUCCGAAAAUGAGGUCCUAACACCAUCAGUAUUCGCAAGACGACGCAUCCAUUCGCGCACCAAUUCAGCUAGCAAUCUUUUGAAGGAGAAGGUGACCGAGGAUGCUGAUGCGGAGGUUGGAGCAUCUGGCGAAGCACAUGACGACAACUCGGAUGCAGAAUCAGUCGAAUCUACCCUUUCAUCGGAAUUUGGUGCAACUUUGCAUUCUGGAUCUCUACUCGAUACAGUGGAGGUCCCUAAUCUUCAGAGCUCGUCACCCGUCCUGCCAAACCUAACCCCCCCAAACAGCUCGUCGCCAAAGAGGACAAAAGCCGAACCCAGUCCUGUCCUGCAAGACUUUCCAUCAUCCCGACCUAUCAGCGUCGUUGCUCCUGUGAGUCUUCUCGGUUCAGCCAUCAGAGCCAGGAAAACGAAGCCGGUGAAUCCUAUUGAAAGCUUUGCUACAUUAUCUGGCAAAGGCUCAACGAACCCCCUCUGGAUUAAGAUCUACGCACCUUUCUCUGACAACCCAGAAACCCCUUAUGAAAUGCCCCUGCAACGCACUUCCAAAGGGGGCACAGACACCACCGUUGCGGAAGCGAUCGGUUUGGGUCUUUGGCGAUACACCGAGCAGCGCCUCACUCCAGGCCUUGAAAACGACAAGCUCAAUGUUAAUAAAUGGACAAUGAGGAUGGUGGAAGAUGGGGAAGUCGAUUUCGAUUUUCCUGCACUGUCUCGAACCAGACCUAUGAUAGAUUUCACUUCGAAUAAUAAUCGAGGUGCUCGUGGUCGCUCUCGAGAGCGUCCCUUCGAUGAAUUUGCCCUUGUUGAGGCAAAUGCGCAACAAUUCGAGGAGAACCAGAAACUGACACCGAAGUACACACCGUCAACUACACCACAUGAAGAAGGCCCUGACGCUCCUGGACCUCCGGGCGCUCUUGUCCAGCCGACCGCGCCACGAACGCCACCUCCUCCCCAACGCUUCAAACCUGUGAUAGGUCAGCCUUUCUCUUCAGCUUUGCACAAUACCUCGCUGAGGCCAGCCGACAUGCCAGAACCACAGACCUCAUAUGCAACUCCACGUAUGGGUGUGAUGAAGACAUUACGAAUCCGUCACCUCGACCUAGAUGUCGUAAAUCAAGCCACAUCCGUGGACAUUGCAUCCGAUAGCUACAUCGCCGAGAUUUUGGAUCACGUCUGCAAACUUUGGAAACUCGAUAAAGCCGCCUACACCCUCAAAGUCUCCGGCACCAACACUGUCGCGCCCCUAGACCGAACCGUCGAAGCCCUCGGCACCCGCACCGAUCUCGACCUGGUCCGUCGGCGCUUCGGCGUCGGUCCCCACAGCAUGACAGGCUCACCUGGCAGUGCUUCACCCAACGCACCCCUACUCAUCGACAUUGAUGGACCCAAGAAGGGCAAAAAGGGCCUGCCGAUGCUCCAUCCCUUGGCGCAAAAACAAGACCUUAUCUCCUCUGCAGGCAACUUCAAGAAGUACAACGUCACUCGUAAACACCUGACUGCGUUUGCACAGGCCAGCCACAAGAAGACACUCGCGCUAGAUGCAGAUUACAUGCACAUCAUGCCGAUCGAUACAGACAAGACGAUGAACUCGACUAGUAAGACGACAUCGAUCCCAUUUGCCGAUAUCACGAAUACGAAAGUCAGUUCGCGGCACCCGAAGGUGUUUCGGGUGAUUAUCAAGAGAGCGAAUGAGAGUAAAAGGUAUGAUUUUGAGGCCAAGGAUGCGGCCGAGGCGGCGGAGAUCGUGGAUGAGAUCAAGAAGGUCAUGGUACCUCAGUGA
Endocarpon pusillum Z07020 is the source of this 2421-nucleotide messenger RNA. RefSeq lists its product as uncharacterized. Gene Ontology annotation, cellular component: cytoplasm; TORC2 complex; plasma membrane. The transcript is spliced from 2 exons. The coding region runs from base 1 to 2421 and encodes 806 amino acids. Gene Ontology annotation, biological process: TORC2 signaling. NCBI's taxonomy places the organism in Eukaryota, Fungi, Ascomycota, Eurotiomycetes, Verrucariales, Verrucariaceae. Gene Ontology annotation, molecular function: phosphatidylinositol-4,5-bisphosphate binding. The record is from RefSeq and is a predicted model, not a curated record.